Molecule: messenger RNA, 2769 nt
Organism: Neoarius graeffei (lesser salmon catfish)
Lineage: Eukaryota; Metazoa; Chordata; Actinopteri; Siluriformes; Ariidae
Gene: cd5
Product: T-cell surface glycoprotein CD5
Exons: 7
Coding region: 169-927 (252 amino acids)
Biological process (GO): T cell costimulation
Cellular component (GO): plasma membrane
Source: RefSeq, a predicted model, not a curated record
AAGCGGAGCAGCGUGCAGAGCAACAUUCAAGCUGUGGAGAUGCACUGUAUGGAGAGAGUGAGUUAGACAGAGAGGAUGGGGGAGGAGAAAUGAAGAAAGGAUAGCUUUUUCACCUCUGUCUGUUUCCUUUCACUUCAUUUGUAUGUUUCUUGCUCUAUACAUUGCUUCAUGUGUUAUUCAGCUAAGUUACUGAUGGACUGCAUUUUGCUGCUGGUGCUAAUGCCGGCUGUCCUUGCUGAGCAUACAGAAAACAUGACGGGCAGCACUUAUCCUACUAGUCCAAUGACUCCUACUUGUCCCACAACCACCUGUAAGCCCUGCGAUGGGCCGUCGCCUCCUGUAGUGGGCAGGAUAAAGAUGAGAUGGGAGAAGGCCAAACCAUGUCAGGGCUACAUACUCUUCUCCAAAAAUUUUACAGAAAGCUCAAGGCAUCUGUGUUUCAGUCAUUAUGAUAUUAUAAGUACUCGUUUGGGUAAUGAGAUAUGUGAGGAGAGGAGAUGUGGAGAGUUCCUUGGCUUCAGGAAAUUGGGUAGUCCUUUACCUGGUUAUAUGAUCCAUGAAAACCUAACUGCGACCGAGAGCAGCAAGUGCAAGGGAACCUUCCUUACUUGCAAAGAUGCAGACAGCAAAGAACUGUUGGCCUAUAAAGUAGUAACAGGCUUGUUACUGACGCUGAUCAUUGCCGUCUUUCUCUGUCGAUUUCUGCAGCCAACGUACAUAGCUGUCCGCAAGAGAUUUUCACAGAAGCGGCAGAAUCGUUGGGUUGGCCCAACACAGAGUCAGAGUGUGUCCUACCAUAGAGGCAAUCAUCCCAAUAACAAUACAACGAAGAGGCAGUCCUAUCCUGGUUUGGAUAGUCUUAUGGUUUACCCCAGCAGAGAGCCUUCGUCGAACAGGAACAGUGACUACGACUCGUAUGGCGGUUAAUCUCCUCUCGUACAGUGUAGGAGUUUGUGAAAAUACUUCUUUUGAAGGCUCUGAUGUUACGUGAAGAUCAACAUGGUAUUCAUAACAGCCAGUCUGAGAUUAAAUUUUGGCAAAUUUCAAAAUAAUGUAUAGUAUUAGCCAGACUUACUUCAUCUGUACCCACACGUUCAAUCACUAUUAAUUUUUUUAAUUCAUAAAUUUGCUACUAAUUUAUUUGUUUUCACAUAUUUGAUUUGUUAUAAUACAUAAAUGUAUAAUGUUUCUGAAAACUUGUCCCACAUGGCAUACUAAAGAGUAUUGUUUAUUUAUUGGUUUGCUUUUUUGACCUGAGACUGAUUCAUAAACCUAACAAAAUUGUUCUUUAUCUGCUUGUUUUUACUCUGAAUUAUUACUAGUCUGUUAUUUUUCCUUGUACUGUUAUGUUAUUUAGGUUGUAUCUGUUUUGAUUUGAAUGAAUUUGUUCUAUUAUAGACAUUGAAUAUGUAAUGUAAUAUAGUUUCAAUGAAGCGUUUAAACAACUAUUUGGUAAUGCUUUACUUUAAGGUUCUUGUAACUAACAUUAUUUACUGCAUUAGUUAACAUAAACAUUAAUGCAUUAAUAAACAAAGUGAGUUAGCAUGUGUAUUGAUUGAGUUCAACUGUUAAUGAAAUACACUUGCAUUGACUGUUUCAAAAUAAGAGAAAAAUAUGUCCAUAUAAAUGAAUAAAAAUGUAAUUAUAAGCAUGAUGCUGUAUGUUGAUAGCUUCCUGAACUCCAGGUGUAAAUAUCAGAACUUGCUUUUUAGCCUCAGUUCAAAAUGUUACCAGAUGAACAUCAAACAUGAACAUAAUUAAGGCGUUGGUUCGUUUUCUUCAGUGUGGGAUUUGUUUUAGUCCCCGAUGUUAUGAACAUGGAUUUAUUCAUGUGUUAACUAUUUGGCUUAUUUAGUGUUUAAGCUAUUAAGUGUUAAUUAUUUUAGUAACUACUACUGGUUUAUUUACUAAUGUGUUGCAUAAUGUCAGUUAAGUGGACCUUAAUGUAAAGCAUAAUCAUGAUGUCUUAUAAAUAAAGCUUGAUGAAUCUGUGUCUCUCUCUCUCUCUCUGUCGCUCUGUGUGUGUGUGCGUGUGUGUGUGUGAGAGAGAGAGAGAGAGAGAGAGAAAGCAUGAUUCCCACUGUGUGAAUUUGGUUGGAGAUGGUGGUGGGGAGGGGAGUGUGACAGCAGGUGAUGAUGGGAGACAGGCAGAGAGGAAUAUGAAUGCACAGCUUUGCAGCGCUGUGGUUUCCUGUCAUGUUUGGACUAACUUCCUGUUUGUGUUAUUUCUGUCGUUCAUUCUUUCUCUUGCUCUAAAAAUAUGGCAGGUUCUUCAUCUGCUUCUUUCAGAAUGCAGGCAUUUCACUCACCAUUUAUUUUCUCUCAGUCCAUUAUUUUCUCUUUCAUGUCUUCCUUCCUUUCUUUCUAAUAAUGUUGUGUAUUAUUGGGUAGGAUUUUCCUGAUUUUCACCUUACUCUUUUCCAUCCUUAGCUUAGCCAACUAAAUGAUUUUUGUUGACAUUAUUGAUCAAAAGCAUUAUGAAUACUGAAACAUUUAAGACUAAUGCACCUGUGAGAUAGGCAUGUUUGGUUAAGAAUAUUUGUACUAGAUAACUGUAACUGUAUGUGCGUCAGCAUCUUUCCCAUAUAUCUGUUUAUAUGUGUAUUUGAUCAUAUACAGAUUUUUUUUUUUUUUUGCUGCAGAUGCACAUAGACAGCUGACGUGUACAUGACGUAUAAAAAGGCAUGGGAAAGCAGUUUACAUUGUGGGUGCUGGAAUUUUAAGCAGCAUACAUGUGAUGUACGCAUUAUUAUUAUUAUUAUUAUUAUU